Molecule: messenger RNA, 752 nt
Organism: Gossypium raimondii (Peruvian cotton)
Lineage: Eukaryota; Viridiplantae; Streptophyta; Magnoliopsida; Malvales; Malvaceae
Product: histone H3.3
Exons: 5
Coding region: 95-505 (136 amino acids)
Cellular component (GO): nucleosome
Molecular function (GO): structural constituent of chromatin; DNA binding; protein heterodimerization activity
Source: RefSeq, a predicted model, not a curated record
AAACCCCCAACCUUCUAUAAAUACCUCUUAAUUGCUUACCUUUUCAAACGUUUGAACAGGAAGAUAAUAAAGCGUUUGUCUAAGAUCUCAGGAGAUGGCCCGUACCAAGCAAACCGCCCGUAAGUCGACUGGUGGGAAGGCUCCAAGGAAGCAACUUGCUACCAAGGCUGCCCGUAAAUCUGCCCCAACCACCGGUGGUGUGAAGAAGCCUCAUCGAUACCGUCCUGGAACUGUUGCUCUUCGUGAAAUUCGUAAAUACCAGAAGAGUACUGAGCUUCUUAUCAGGAAAUUGCCUUUCCAGAGGCUUGUUCGUGAAAUUGCCCAGGACUUCAAGACUGAUUUGCGUUUCCAGAGCCAUGCUGUUCUAGCUCUCCAGGAAGCUGCAGAGGCAUACCUUGUGGGUCUUUUUGAAGACACCAACCUUUGCGCGAUCCAUGCCAAGCGUGUCACAAUUAUGCCCAAGGACAUCCAGUUGGCUCGUAGGAUCAGGGGAGAGCGUGCUUAAUUUCCGAAAGUGUGGAUCAGUCGCUUAGAAGAAACUAUUGUUUAUUUUUAGGCAAAUGUAUUGGUUUUUUGUUUUUUCUGAUCAUCUUUUAGGCCAUGAUGGUAGUGGUAGGUUCAAUGUGAUGUGAUGAUGAAGUGGGGCGUCUGAUAUGUUAAUGGACAAUAACUCAUGUCUGGUAUAGUCUUGUUUAAAUGUGUUUUUGCUUAAUCGAAAGUUGCUUUGCCACAGUAGUGGCUUUGGUUGUUUA